AUGUCUGAUGAUGGUGAAGAAAUUAACUGUCUCCUAGAUGAGACUCGUCUUCUCAUGGUGGAUGGAAAGCUUACUGAAUUCAAGGUUCACUUGAAAUUAGGUUAUCUGGCGAAUAUUAUUGAAAAUUAUCACACUGUCAACGUUUCUUGUCGUUACCGCAUUUAUGAAAGUUACUUCGAAAUGUCUGGUAUCGUCAAAGAAAUGCAGAAUGCUGCACAACCUAUUAUUCAAGCUGCGAUGUAUUCCAACAUCAAAACUGAGCUGCGCAUGUGGAUGUUACCUGACAACGCCGAAGCAAUCUUGAACUAUGUGAAGAAUGCUAUGGAGGUGUUCAAGACUGAUUUGAUGGAAGCAGCUGUAGUGAUGGAAGGACGUGGUGCGAAGCUAAGAGAACUGAAGCAAAGUUUGACUGAUAUAUAUCCUCCUUAUAAUUGA
This is a messenger RNA of Auanema sp. JU1783, 435 nucleotides long. The record is from the annotation of a GenBank genome assembly. NCBI's taxonomy places the organism in Eukaryota, Metazoa, Nematoda, Chromadorea, Rhabditida, Rhabditidae.